Molecule: messenger RNA, 2330 nt
Organism: Phodopus roborovskii (desert hamster)
Lineage: Eukaryota; Metazoa; Chordata; Mammalia; Rodentia; Cricetidae
Gene: Casp2
Product: caspase 2
Exons: 11
Coding region: 78-1436 (452 amino acids)
Biological process (GO): proteolysis; regulation of apoptotic process
Molecular function (GO): cysteine-type endopeptidase activity
Source: RefSeq, a predicted model, not a curated record
AGGGAUGCGGGGGCCGGCGCGGCCUGGCGCUUGUUUGUGUUGUGGGUGGUGCGCGUGCAGCCCGGGAAAAGCUGGCAAUGGCGGCGCCGAGCGGGAGGUCGCAGCCCGCUCUGCACAGGAAGGGGCUGAUGGCGGCCGACAGGAGGAGCAGGAUCCUGGCGGUGUGCGGUAUGCAUCCUGACCAUCAGGAAACGUUGAAAAAGAACAGAGUGGCCCUGGCCAAGCAGCUGCUGCUCAGUGAGCUGCUAGAGCAUCUCCUGGAAAAGGACAUCAUCACUUUGGAAAUGAGGGAGCUCAUCCAGGCCAAAGGGGGCAGUUUCAGCCAGAAUGUGGAGCUCCUCAACCUGCUGCCCAAGAGGGGACCCCAGGCUUUCGAUGCCUUUUGUGAGGCCCUUCGAGAGACCAGGCAAAGUCACCUAGAAGACUUACUGCUCACGACCCUCUCUGACAUUCAGCAUGAACUCCCACCGUUGAGCUGUGACUAUGACACAAGUCUCCCUUUCUCGGUGUGUGAGACCUGCCCCCCUCACAAGCAGCUCCGCCUGUGCACAGGCACUAUGGAACACUCCUUGGACAAUGGUGACGGGCCUCCCUGCCUUCAGGUGAAGCCGUGCACUCCUGAGUUUUACCAGGCGCACUACCAGCUGGCCUACAAGUUGCAGUCUCGGCCUCGCGGCCUGGCCCUGGUGUUGAGUAAUGUGCACUUCACCGGAGAGAAAGACCUGGAAUUCCGCUCUGGAGGGGAUGUGGACCACAGCACUCUAGUCACCCUCUUCAAGCUUCUGGGCUAUAAUGUCCACGUCCUACAUGACCAGACUGCACAGCAAAUGCAAGAGAAGCUUCGGGAUUUUGCGCAGUUGCCUGCACACCGCGUCACAGACUCCUGCGUAGUGGCGCUCCUCUCACAUGGCGUGGAAGGCGGCAUCUAUGGUGUGGAUGGAAAACUGCUUCAGCUCCAGGAGGUUUUUCGACUCUUUGACAAUGCUAACUGUCCAAGUCUGCAGAACAAGCCGAAAAUGUUCUUCAUCCAAGCGUGCCGUGGAGACGAGACAGAUCGAGGGGUCGACCAGCAGGAUGGAAAGACUCACCCACAGUCCCCUGGAUGUGAGGAGAGGGACGCUGGCCAAGAGGAAUUAAUGAAGAUGAGACUACCUACUCGCUCAGACAUGAUAUGUGGCUACGCUUGCCUGAAAGGCACUGCCGCCAUGCGGAACACCAAGCGGGGAUCCUGGUACGUCGAAGCACUCACCCAGGUUUUCUCUGAAAGAGCUUGCGACAUGCACGUGGCUGACAUGUUGGUGAAGGUGAAUGCCCUUAUCAAGGAGCGUGAAGGCUACGCCCCUGGCACAGAGUUCCACCGAUGCAAGGAGAUGUCUGAGUACUGUAGUACAUUGUGCCGGCAGCUGUACCUGUUCCCAGGACACCCGCCCACGUGACGCCACCGCGGUCCGCUGUCCGCUGUCCUGCUUUGGAGGCCACUGGACCGCUGCGGGCACAGGGAGCCUUUGCUUCCGGAUGAGUUUUUCUUUUCCCCUUUCUACCCCCUCAGGGAUAUGAGAUUCUCCCAGGCUUAUUUCCUGUUGGCCAUCUCCAUCUUUGGGUAUGAGACUUAAAGAUAGCUCCUCUGGUGUGGCGGUCUCUCCCUGUACAGCCCCUCUGAAUGGAUUUGUUGCCAGAAGCAUUUUGGCUAUAGCCGAAGAGCCUGGAAAAUGCCGUUGUGAACACAGUAUUAUUGUGGAGUGAGGGCAUAUGGGUUUCCUAAUGUUUGACAUUUCUGUUCCCAGGGCUUUUAGGGGUUCUUUGCUCAUUGCCUUUGUUACGUCAGUUAAGGGAUCUCAGAGAUCAUCUCCUAUCUCUUUUUUUUUUUUUUUUUUUUUUUUUUUCCAUGUCUACAACCUCAGUUGUCCCAGAGUAUCAGGAAGCUGUCCCAAUUUACUGUAGGUGUGUCCAUCUGUCUUGAUGAGGCAGUGAGGAUUGGGCACUGCUACUUAAGCGGACAUUCCUGUGUGCACCUCUGUGUGCAGAGGGCAGGCCGGAGGGGCAGGGCUGACUUCGGCUCCUCUGUGCUCUGCACAGCAGCCUCUGAGCAGAGCCUGAGGUCCCUGUGACGUGACACUGGAAGCUGUAGACAUUCCCUUUGAAUUGUCACUGAAGUGAGCCUUGUAGGGCAUUUCAAUAUAAAAACGCAGUGACAGGUGAACGAGCCGAGUCUCAGACUGUCCCCUGUCACCAGGAUGUCUCCUGCCUUACUGUGAUUUCUGCUGAGCAGUUACUGUACUUCCUCUCUGGCCUCCAGAAAGUUCCUUGCUUUGCCCUGAUCCUCCCCCCCC